AUGACCGAGGUGCUGUGGUCGGCUGUCCCCAACGGGACGGACGCUGUCUUUGUGCCCGGCCUGGGCUCUCCCUGGGGAAACAGCACAGUCGCCUCCGUCACCUCCCCGUACACAUGCUCGCUGACCAAGACGGGCUUCCAGUUCUACUACCUGCCGGCUGUCUACAUUUUGGUGUUCAUCAUCGGCUUCCUGGGCAACAGCGUGGCCAUCUGGAUGUUCGUCUUCCACAUGAAGCCGUGGAGCGGCAUCUCCGUGUACAUGUUCAACUUGGCCUUGGCCGACUUCUUGUACGUACUGACUCUGCCCGCGCUCAUCUUCUACUACUUUAAUAAGACAGACUGGAUCUUCGGAGAUGUCAUGUGUAAGCUGCAGAGGUUCAUCUUCCAUGUGAACCUCUAUGGCAGCAUCUUGUUCCUAACCUGCAUCAGCGUGCACCGCUACAGCGGCGUGGUGUAUCCGCUCAAGUCCCUGGGCAGGCUCAAGAAGAAGAACGCCGUCUACAUCAGCGUGCUGGUGUGGCUCGUCGUGGUCUUGGGGAUCUCCCCCAUCCUCUUCUACACCGGCACCCAGGUCCGGAAAAACAAAACCACCACCUGCUAUGACACCACCACAGACGAGUACCUGCGAAGCUAUUUCAUCUACAGCAUGUGCACGACCGUGGCCAUGUUCUGUGUGCCCUUGGUGCUGAUUCUGGGCUGUUAUGGAUUAAUUGUGAAAGCUUUGAUUUACAAUGACCUGGACAACUCACCUCUGAGGAGGAAAUCGAUUUACCUGGUGAUUAUUGUACUGACUGUCUUUGGUGUGUCUUAUAUCCCUUUCCAUGUAAUGAAAACGAUGAAUUUGAGGGCCCGGCUGGAUUUCCAGACCCCAGAAAUGUGUGCUUUCAAUGACAGGGUUUAUGCUACUUAUCAGGUGACAAGAGGUCUAGCAAGUCUCAACAGCUGUGUGGAUCCCAUUCUCUAUUUCUUGGCAGGAGAUACUUUCAGAAGGAGGCUCUCCCGAGCGACCAGGAAAGCCUCCAGAAGAAGUGAGGCAAAUUUGCAGUCCAAGAGUGAAGACAUGACCCUCAAUAUUUUAUCCGAGUUCAAGCAGAAUGGAGAUACAAGCUUGUGAAGAAGCAAGAAUCCCCAAACACCCACUGUUGUGACAUGGUCUCAGAAUGCCCAGCCUGAUUUUACAGUCUGUGUUAAGGACAACUGUUUCAGCUACCAGAGAACUUCUUAGGGAGUGUGGAUCCACUGAGGAGGUGGACAGUGACUAGAAAUGCCCUUUUACUUCUUGACAUGUUUUUUUUUCCAGAGUGGUUCUUCUUUAGCUUCGUACAUCACUGAGUAGACAAUAGUGACAUGUGGAUGCAUGUCAAAUAGAAACAAGAAUGAUCUCACUGACUCCUUGCAGGCCAAAAAGCUCUCUGGGAAGCGUCUGUGUUCACGGUGAAAACAUAAAGAGGGUCAGGAUGAAGCAGUGAUCUUAAAAUCUGAUUCUUGACAUGUGAUGAUAUUAUUAACUAUUUUAAUGAAAACAGAAGAAGUCUGUUGGCAUUUUGAUGAAAGAGCUGCUGAAAUCAUAGGAUUUAUCAGUUAACUAAAUUUCACAAUACAAAACUAUUUUAAUGCCAAGUUCAAGGUGUUUUUUGACACACAAAGUACAUGUUUGACACUUUGAACAUCGACAUGUUUGCAUUGCAAUGGUGAAAAGGACAAACCAAGAAGAAGUACAGUAUGAGUAGAAUUCAGAGUUAAAACCAUGACACUGCCACUCGGCCAGCUUUGGAACUGUGACCCUUUCAAGACCAUUGUUUGUAUUUUAAAAGGUUGGAUAACAUCUAGCUGUUGGGGCCUUGGGGGAUGUGGAAACAUUAGAACCACAGACAGCCAGAGGUGCAUAAAAUCUGCUGCUGUACUUUGCAGGACUCUUCAAUUCCAGUCCUUGGCUAAAGAUUCUCAUGAAAUCCACCCAUUGUGAUGUGGACCUACGACUUGUAAAUUUUCUCAGUCCCCUUCUCAGUCCCCUUCAGCAGUACCCUCAUCUGCCUUUGGAUACAAAAGAGGUCAGUGUUGAGAGCAGCUGGAAUCCAACUGGCGACAACAGAGACAUGUAACUAGUUAGAGAUCUAUUGAAGCUUUAACUUUGCUGGUCACAUUGUGGCUGUCAUAAUAGUAUUUAUUAAUGAAGCUUACAGUUCUUCAGUUGCACAGAUUGAAAGACUUUCUUGAAAGGUCCAAUAUACUGAUGUAAAUUCUAUUUAUUACAGUGUAUAAUGUUAACGUCCCAGUGGUAUAUUUUACAUAAUAUAUGAUGCAUAGAUAAGAUGAGUUAUUGUAAAUUAUGAUGCUUUUCAAAAAUUAGUAUCUUGAAAUGUUUGUCUUCAGAUUUUUUGACCUAAAGUAUGAAAAUCUGUGAUACAAGUGGUUAAUUUUUUCCAGAAAUGCUUUUGCACGUUUUUCUUUUUAUUUAAAGUUCUUUCUAUACAGACAGAAUUUGUUGUCAAACUAUCAUAAGAUCAAUUGCAAGUACAACACAUCUGUGUCUGUAUUGUCUACAUUUUAUAUAAUGUUAUAGAAAAGUUUAUAUUGCCUUUUAAGAACAUUUAGAAUUGUGCCCGCAAAUAUGAUCAGAGUUUUUAUUUCCAAAUGCAAUAUACUUGUCUUAAAUUCAAAACAGAGCUCUUACAUGUUAGAUGUCUGGUGGGAUGGGCAUGAUCAAUGUCACAUUAGAAUUUAAAGAAAAACUUUAGGGAGAUGGGGAGAGAAAGAGGCAGCUGGUGUAAUCAGUGACCGUGUUCAGUUCUUCUUAAAUUUUUGCGCCGUAUUUCUUUUUAAGGUGAAAUAGUAUAAUCUUAAUUGCUUUAAGGUGGAGUUUCUAAGUAACACACUACCAGCAAGUUUAACACUGCUAUUAAUUUUAAACUGAUUGUUCAGUUGAUAACUUUAAUUCCAAGUUUAAUAGUGAUGACUGUAUUAUUGUAUAUUUGGCUGCUGAAUUCUGUUACAUUUUUUAUUCUGUUGUACAUUGUAUUAUAUACAUAAUGACAAAUUAAUAUGAAGGGGAAUAUAUGUGACAUAUCAAAAUUUGUGAAUUUGAAUUCUAGUAUGUUUCAGUGCUUUUGCAAAAAUGUUUAUUUUUAUAUUAUCUGUGAUUUAAUGUAGAUAAUUCACUAGGUUUCCUUGUGAUCAUUAGUGCCAUUAAAUGAGCGGUAUGGAAACAGUAUUACUUGACAUUUUGUGCUUUCUCAGGUUUAUCUAAAUCAGUGGUAGCUUAACAGAUUCCCAACUAAUUGUGCACAAUUGUUUUAUUCAAAAGGAAUGUACAUUUCCUAUAUGUUUGCAUGCAGGAGUGUACAAUACCGUGUGUGUGUGUCCAAGGCAUGGCGGCCGACUUUGCAUCUGCUAUUCGUAAUAACAGCAGAGCCUGCAUAUAAUCGCAGUCACUAGAACUGUACCUACAAUAGACAACUACAACUAAAAA
Phyllostomus hastatus (greater spear-nosed bat) is the source of this 3468-nucleotide messenger RNA. RefSeq names its product purinergic receptor P2Y1 (gene P2RY1). The record is from RefSeq and is a predicted model, not a curated record. NCBI's taxonomy places the organism in Eukaryota, Metazoa, Chordata, Mammalia, Chiroptera, Phyllostomidae. Gene Ontology annotation, biological process: relaxation of muscle; phospholipase C-activating G protein-coupled receptor signaling pathway; platelet activation. The coding region runs from base 1 to 1113 and encodes 370 amino acids. The transcript is spliced from 2 exons. Gene Ontology annotation, cellular component: plasma membrane. Gene Ontology annotation, molecular function: A1 adenosine receptor binding; ATP binding; G protein-coupled ADP receptor activity.